Messenger RNA from Amphimedon queenslandica, 4557 nucleotides. Its product is annotated as trichohyalin-like. The coding region runs from base 76 to 4341 and encodes 1421 amino acids. NCBI's taxonomy places the organism in Eukaryota, Metazoa, Porifera, Demospongiae, Haplosclerida, Niphatidae. Gene Ontology annotation, biological process: neuromuscular synaptic transmission. Gene Ontology annotation, molecular function: protein binding. The record is from RefSeq and is a predicted model, not a curated record. The transcript has 28 exons.
UAGGGGCGUAUCUACUUCAGCCCCACCCGAUUUAGGUUAGGGAGAACGCACAAAACUGUCAGUUCUGCUGUCAGAAUGAGUGAAGACAAAGGAGAAGAGACCCGUGGAAGAACAGUGAAUGAACUGCAGAGAGACUUCGCAGAGCUAAACAACCAAUUUGAACACGUGAAAAGACAAAAGGACAAAGAUGUGGAAGAAGCAAAGGAGAAGGCUAAGGAGGAGCUUAAAAGAGAACACGAGGAGGAGAUGAGAACCCUAGAGAAAAGAUUAAGAGAAGAGCAAGGAGAAAAGUUGGAAGAACAAAAGAGACAGCACCAUACUGAUGUGGAAGAGGCAAAGGAGAAGGUUAAGGAGGAGCUUCAAAGAGAACACAAGGAGGAGAUGAGAACCAUAAAGGACAGAUUAAGAGAAGAGCAAGGAGAAAAGCUGGAGGAACAAAAGAAACAGCACCAUACUGAGCUAAAGGAACAAGAGAAGAGACUAAAAAAUGAAUUGAAGGAGAAGCUGAAGAAUGAAGUGACUAAAGAGGUAACUGAUCAAAUUGAGUCUUCUAAAAUAAAGAAGAUGACAAAGUCUAUUUUUGAAGUUGAGUCAAAGUUAGCACAAGCAGAGGCCAAAAUUGCAGACUUGAAAGAAGAGACUGCAAACUUGACACAAACCAUCCAAGAGAAAGAGAAGGAGCACCAAAAAGCCAUAGCUAAUUUGAGAAAGGAAUCACACACAGACAGCAACAGACAAAUUGAGGAAUUGAAGAAUAAAGAAAGACAGCUCCAAGCUAAAGAGAAUGAACUGGCAGCAGAAAAACGAACCAGUGGAAAGUUACAGGCUGACAAAGAAAAAUUAGAGAAUGAGCUACAACUUCAUAAAAAAGCAGUUGGGAUCAGAGUUCCUCCUCUUCCUCCACAAGAUUCCUCUACUGAUGACAGCAGCACAUCCAGUCACACUAAAACAUCAUACAAUGAGUUGUUACUGAAGAACAGUGAGCUAGGAUUCCUGGCAAAAAAACUGCAGAAAGAUGUGGAUGCACUUACAAGAGCAAAAACUGAUUUGGAAGGUGAGUUAGAGCAUAUGAAGAACGAGGUUGAGCCUCUAAGACAAAGACACAAAGACGAUAUGACAAAAAUAAGAGACCUUCAGUUUCAGCAGGACUCCAAGCAGAAACUACUAGAUAGGAUUAAAAAGGAAAAAUCUGAACUGGCAACUCAAAUAGAAGAAGUGAAGGAAAAGCAUUCAGAAGAUCUGAUUAGGAUUAGGAACAAGGAACUUAAAAUACAUGAAUUGCAGAGAUCUAGUCUUGACAAAGAUAAGAAGCUUGCUGCCCUGAAAGUUCAAGUUAAGGAGCUGAAAGAUGAAGCGGAUAAAAAAGAAAAGGAAAGUACAAUAGAAGCAAAAGCUCCUCAAAGACCACGUGAUGUUUCACCAAGACCAUACCUCACUCCUCCUUCAAGAAGAGCACCAGCUAUAGAUACUACUCUGGCUGCUAAAAGAGUUGCAGAACACAAGAAAAUGAGAGAUCUUGAAAACAAAGUGGAAGAACUAACAAGUCGGCUAGAAGAAUUGAACAUAGUUAGAAAUAAAGUUAUGGUACAAAACGACGAACUACAAGCAGCUCUUAAGAGAAAAGAAAAGAAAAUCCAGGCCCUUUCAAAGGAGAAUAUUAAGCUGAAAUCUGAGAAUCAAUUGCUUGAGGAAUCAAAGGAGAGAAGUCAAAAGGAGCUGGUCAAUGAAUGGACAACAAGUCAUAAAGACCUUGACAGAGCCCAUGCACAAAUCAACAGACUCCAGCAACAAAAAAAUGAGCUUCAAGAGAAGUUAGGGGAAGUUGAAAGGCGAACUGCAUCACCAGAUUUUGGUCCAAGGGUAUCAUCACCAUACAGAGAAAGUCCUUCACCGGUUUUGAGGGUACCAUCUCCUUCAUUCUCACCUCCUCCAUCCCAGCUCCCAGUGGCUAUUCGCAGGCUACAGUCAUCACCACAGCCAUUAGAUGAUUUCGGCAGUCAAUGGUCACUUGCAAGUAAUGAAAGCAUUUUAAAGGAACAGCUAGAGCAAAUUGAAUUUGAUAAGGAUGAAGUGAGCAUUCAAUAUGAAGAGCUUAAAACUUCACAUGGUAAACUCAAGGGCCUUCAUAAUGCUUUACGCGAGAGAUACAACUCACUGCUCACAAGAAGCAAGAACCUACACAGCAAAGCAAAACAAAGAGAGAAGGAAAGGCUUGAGUUGGAAAGAGAGCUUAGCCUGCUUCAAGCUAAACUGAAAAAUGAAUUUGAUGUCAAGAGAGAAACAAAUCUCAGAGAAAGGCUGCAGAAAAGUUUAAAGAGGAUCACUGAACUUGAGGGCACCUUGAAUGAACAGUUUGAUGAAAAUGAAAAUGGAGGGGAACUUGCAGAAAGAAAUAGACAAUUAAUUGAAAGUAAUGAGCUGCUGAUGCUAGAGCUACAAAACAAGAAAGCUGAGGUAGAUGAAAUGGAGUCAAUACUGAGAGAGAAGGUUUCAACACAAGGAGAGCAUAUAAAAGAAUUGGAGUCAAAACUAGCAGAAACUAUUGGUCAACUUGAAGGAGAAGCAGCUAUCAGUACUUCAUUAAAACAAACCAUACAAAACUUAUCUGAAGAAAAUGUUACUGGAUCUCCAAGCAAAGUAACUGGAUCACUCUCAUACAAAGCACAGGAUUGUCUUCAAUCAGUUAAUGAUACUGUACAAGAAAUUAAAAGAGUUGCAUCAGCAGAUCUAACUGGUCCAAAUGCAGCAUUGUGCAAUACUUUGGUAGAACAAGUUGAAAGGAAACUAAGUGAAGCCAACGAAUUAAUAAAGAGACAGCAAGUACCUAAACUACCUAAAAGAGAAGAAGAUGAAGAUGAAGAAGGAUUUGAUGAUACAGACAGUGCAGUGCCUUUAACCAGUGGUAAUAGUGAGAAGUUCCAAAAAUGGUUAGAAAAGUUUCAGUCAGACAAAGCAGCUCUAAAAUCAAAAGUUGCAGUCCUAGAGGAGAGACUAUCUGAAGGUUCUCAUCGUGUUCACGAGCUCCAAGGACUUGUAACAGAACUAGAAGGAAGACUGACAAGAGAGCAAAGUCUACAUGUCUCACUGCUAGCCGAGAGAGACGAACACAUCACAUCACUUUCAGAUCAAAUACAAGUCACACAGAAAGUUGGAGAGAAGGUCCUGCAGGCUUUGGAAGGUACUAAUGAAGCAGUUGAAGAAGGAGUUGACUCAGGAGCGAUUCAAGGAGAAGUUACUAGACUUGACAGUGCAGUGAAGGAGCUCCUCUCUACUGUAUAUCCAAGAGGAUCAACUCCUUAUUCUGGUGAAAGCUCAUCACUAUCUCUGCAUAUGAUAUCAUCAAUUGGUCCAUCAGUGACAACUGAUGCCUCGCUCUCUCUCUCCUCAUCCAAUCCAUCGCCAGUUAAAACAGCAUGGUCUCUUAACAACUCAUACCCAGCUGCCCCAGUUCCCAUUGAGUCUGGGUCUACUGGCGGUAAAAGGGUACCACGGGCAGGGAGAGUGGUGUCCAAGAGCCCCAAGUCACAGCUGUUUGUUGCUCUUUUUGAUUAUAAUCCGAAAUCAUAUUGUUCCACUGGUCAUCCUGAAAGAGAGCUCACCAUUAAAACAGGUGAUGUGAUUAAUGUUAUAAGUGAUAUGGAUAGUUCAGGCUACUACACUGCAGAAUAUAAAGGACAGCGUGGGCUAGUCCCUGCAGCUUUUAUACAAGCAAUGGAAAUCAGUGACAGUGAGACACAGAAAAGACUACUUGAUCAGAACCUAACACAUACCAGUAGUCAAAGUCACGAGUCCAUCGAAGUACACAAACUAGCCCCGCCCACAAUGUUCCGUGCAGAUCGACAGCCAGACGGGGACUCCCUCCUUCUCACGUGGGUACCUCCUACUCUAGAAACAGGAGGAGACCUACUAGCAACUGGAUACACUCUCUAUUGCGAUGAAGCAAAGAUAAUGGAUAUAGCCUCGGCUAACAUCAAGCAAGCAUUACUGAAAGGACUUGACCUAAACGUGCCACAUCUUCUUGGAAUAUGCACAACAAGCAAGAGAGACCUGGCAACCCCAGUCUCUUUCUCCUCAUCUAUAGUUUAUUAUAAAUAUGCUGGAAGCUCAAAGCGCUACAGAGCAAUGCGUUACUAUGAUCCUGAAAUUGACUCAGCUUCACUUUCACAGCCAAUGUCUCCGGAUACCUUAGGAGGACUAGAAGAGCUGGAGUUUGAUGAAGGAGAAAUAUUAACUGUACAUGGAAUAAUGCAUGAGAACAGUUUCUUCUAUGCUGAGCUGAAUGGACGUGUUGGGCUGGUACCGACAAACUAUCUUCAAGAGGUGAUCGAGCCUCCAACAUAAACGCCACCACACAGAAUUAGCCACACCCCUCAUUAUAGACCACACCCACUCAACAGAAUAUUAACUUAAAUACAGUAGAGAAGAUGAAAAUAAAUAAAUAUAAUUAAUGCUACUAGUAUUAUUAUUAUUGUUUGUAGUUAUUUUUAAACAGGUUUUUUUUAUAUUGAAACUUAAUUUCUGAUUCUCAAACUGACAGUUCUUAUGCUUUCACUUUUA